Messenger RNA from Suricata suricatta (meerkat), 2892 nucleotides. RefSeq names its product RNA binding motif protein 23 (gene RBM23). Gene Ontology annotation, cellular component: nucleus. Bases 392 to 1738 code for a protein of 448 amino acids. NCBI's taxonomy places the organism in Eukaryota, Metazoa, Chordata, Mammalia, Carnivora, Herpestidae. The transcript is spliced from 16 exons. Gene Ontology annotation, molecular function: RNA binding. The record is from RefSeq and is a predicted model, not a curated record. Gene Ontology annotation, biological process: mRNA processing.
GUUCCACCGCCUAAAUGUUUCGGCGCCUGCGCAGAUUGGGGAAAGUUCUGGAAGUCAGCGGAGCUGCCGCCAUUUUGCGGGAAGAGGAGAAGCUCCGACCGCAGUGCUGAGACUUUUACUGCUUUUACUGCUGAGACUCUGGAAAAUAGCCCUGCUUCGCGCCCCCAACACACCCACAGGAACGGAGGAAACCGGGACCCCCCCCCUGCGGGGACCCGGAACUGGUGAUCACUUUUUGGGACUCAGCAUGUGGUGACUUUUGCCCGAACUGAGCUGACAGUGGUUUUUCACUCUCCUUUGUCCUUUAAGCAGUGGGACCUAAGCCCCUGCCCACCUCGUCCUGUCCCUAGGCAACCACUGAUCUGCUUUCUGCCAGUACAGAUCAGCUACGAUGGCAUCCGAUGACUUUGAUAUAGUGAUUGAGGCCAUGCUGGAGGCUCCCUAUAAAAAAGAAGAGGAUGAACAGCAAAGGAUAGAAGUUAACAGAGAUGGCCCCAGCAACACCAGCACCGGCAACAGUGGCAGUGGUACCGGGGGGAGCAGCGCCAGCGGGGAGGCAAGCAAGAAAAAGAGGAGUCAGAGCCCUAGUAAGAGCAGGGAUAGAACGCGCAGUCGCAGUGGAGACCGGGACCGGCACAGGUGGAGAAGCACUCGGAGCCGAAGUCGAGAGUGGCAGCGACGCCACCGCAGCCGGAGCCGGGACCAGCGGCACAGUAGUGAGUCACGCAGUCGGGACUGGCGGCACGAGGAUCGUGUGCGCUACAGGAGCCCACCACUUGCCACUGGGCGUAGGUAUGCACACAGUAAGAGUCCUCAUUUCAGAGAAAAGAGCCCGGUCAGGGAACCAAUUGAUAACCUGAGUCCCGAGGAGCGUGAUGCUCGCACGGUUUUCUGUAUGCAGUUGGCUGCCCGCAUUCGGCCUCGAGACCUAGAGGACUUUUUCUCUGCUGUCGGCAAGGUUCGUGAUGUCCGAAUCAUCUCAGAUCGGAACUCCCGUCGCUCUAAGGGCAUUGCCUACGUAGAAUUCUGUGAGAUCCAGUCUGUGCCACUGGCCAUUGGGCUGACUGGGCAGCGGCUGCUCGGAGUGCCCAUCAUUGUCCAGGCCUCACAGGCUGAGAAAAACCGACUGGCAGCCAUGGCCAACAACCUGCAGAAGGGCAGUGGUGGACCAAUGCGCCUCUAUGUGGGCUCCCUGCACUUCAAUAUCACUGAGGACAUGCUCCGAGGCAUCUUUGAGCCCUUUGGCAAAAUUGAUAAUAUCGUCCUGAUGAAGGAUGCAGAAACAGGCCGUUCUAAAGGUUAUGGUUUCAUUACGUUCUCAGACUCCGAGUGUGCUCGGCGGGCCCUGGAACAGCUGAAUGGCUUUGAGCUUGCUGGUCGACCGAUGAGAGUUGGUCAUGUGACCGAGCGACUGGAUGGUGGCACAGACAUCACUUUUCCAGAUGGGGACCAGGAGCUGGAUCUGGGAUCAGCAGGUGGACGUUUGCAGCUCAUGGCCAAAUUGGCAGAAGGCUCUGGAAUCCAGCUGCCUACUACUACUACUACUACAGCUGCUGCUGCUGCCGCCGCCGCCGCCACCCAGGCUGCUGCCGCCCUGCAGCUGAACGGGGCAGUUCCACUGGGGACCCUGAACCCUGCGGCUCUGACUGCUCUGAGUCCAGCCCUGAACCUUGCCUCGCAGGCAAUUGCCUCCCAGUGCUUCCAGCUUUCCAGCCUCUAUACCCCUCAGACCAUGUAAAUCAGUGGCAUAGUACAUGGCUUCCCCGUGCCUCAGAUCCUGCCACUCCCUUCUCCACGUCUACUCUUCCAUGGCCCCUUCUCUCCAUUUUGUGGACCAAGCCAUCCUGAGGGCAUGGACAUGGACUCUGUGGGAAUUGGAGCCACCCUUAGACUCCAGGAAGAGCUCCUGCCCCGGCCCCAUUGGGAAUGGACUCUGCUGAGCAGAGCCCCUAGUCGAAGAGGACAGAAUCUUCACCUGUACUGAACCCCUGCUUCUCCGUGUAUGUCGUCUCCCGGGAUGACCUUCAUUGCUCUCUCCGGCCAUCUCUUAGUGAUUCCCCGAUUCCUCCCCUGCUGGGAAAGCCAUAGGGCAUUAACUAAGGGAGCUAAUCUCUCUCCUUUUCCUAUACUUUAACCCUAUAAUCUGUUGAGGAAAACUCUUGGAAGACGUCUGGUCCAAGAGGACUUUGGAGUUUGGAAGGUGAACCUUGAAGGUGAUGACUUGCUGCUGCACAGGCCCUGGAAGAUGGCAUGGACACUAACAUUGUGAAGCCUUCCUUAGCCUCAGCUUGGGGCCAGAACUGGUGGGCUCAGCAUCUUGCUGGGAGGUAUGUGGGAGUGAUCUAUCCUGCCAGGCAUUUGGAUGUCUUAGGGGCAUUUGGGAGUUGAGUGAAAGAUGGGGUACUUCUCUCAUUCUAGUAUCUUCCAUCUUCCUUUGUAUAGUUGUCCUUCAUCCCAGGUCUUUCCUUUGCCCGGGGUGGGAGGAUGGAGAGGAGGCUGCUACUCUACUGCUUCCCACGUGCCUCUACCAGGGGCUCAACCCCAGCUGUUAAAGCUGCUCCUGUCCCCAACUGAGCACAUGUGAGCCCUUCUCAAUGGAUUUUAUACCCUUGUGUCUGUGUACAUAAAAUUUAUAUAUAUGUGUGUGUAUGUAUACACAUGCACAAACACAUAAGCUUUGUACAAAAGGCAAGCUCCACUGUUGUGGCGGCUGCUGCCUGUGUGUGUGGUCUCAGUCAGUGUAUCUGUCUGAUGUUAAUAACUUUUCAUGAGCCAAAACUGUGACUGGUUCUAGGGAUAUAAAACAUUUGUAAUACCUUUGUGUUUUUUUCCUUUAAUUUUGUUUUAUCUAACCUUCUUUAGAAAUUAAAAUGGACAAAAGGUACACGCCUA